AUGAAGGCAAGGCUGGACCGAGUCUGGUCCAAAAAGCUGGACUCCGAUCAGCAGGAGUCGCUCGCGGACGUAGUCCGGGAGUGGCAACGAGCAGCAGAAGCGGUGGUCUCGGCAAAAGAGCUUGUCGACGAACAUUUCGCGGCGGACGUCAACACGCCAAAUUUGGAGGACCAACAUGAUGCGCUUCAGGCGUGGCAGCAAGCUGUUGAAGAUGUUUUGCCUACUCUACAGAUCUUGAAGGACCACAUGUCGGCUUUGGACAAAAGGCACGACAUUCGAAAUUCAGGCUGCAAUGGACAUAUUGACAUGUGGAUGAAAGACUUCAACGCGCAGCUCCAGAACAUCAAAGCAACCGUUAACGCAAUGGCAGAGCCGGACCACGCAGUUCUUGCGAAGCGGAAAGAGGCGAAGAGAAUCGCUCAGGGAAAUCUCGGGCUGGGUUGGGUGGGACCGUGGGCAGUGGGCAAAGGCAGCUUUGGAGCGGCGACACUGCAUGUCAAGCAGAAUGCAUACGGACGCAUCAUCGACCGACUUGUGAUGAAGGAUACUAUCUUUCAAGGGCGCACUGCCGAUCAUUGGAACCGCAAGGAGCUCUGGACUGGUAAUGACGGGGGACCGGAGGACUUGAACAGCAUCCCCAUCGAAAUCCAAGCAAUGAAAGAUUUGCGGAACAAAACCGGAUCAGGAAGUGUUGUGGAACUGCGCAACUGGAAGUUGAGCCGUAAAAACCGCUCUCAUCGCCUGUAUCUCGAGUACUGUCCGCAUGACGACAUGUUCGAGUUGCUCAAUGUUCGCACGUACUUGAUCGACAGCAUGAAACGGAAGCAAACUCCGGACAUUGUAAUUCCGAAUGCCGCCCUGUAUCCUGAGCCGUUCGCAUGGUACACCUUCUGGACUUUGGCGAUUGCAGGAAUUCUGAUGGAGAGAGGAGCGCUCACCAAGGAUGGUCCGGCGCACUCGAACUGGAGCACGAUAGUCCAUCGAGACAUAAAGCUGAGCAAUGUGUUUCUUGGCCCUGCUUCGACCACUCAUUUUUGUUGCUACCCAGAGCCCAAGCUCGGCGACUUUGGAUUCUCCAUUCUGUUGUCUCCGGAGGAUACAAGAACAGCCGAGAGCUUCAACAGAUCUGGUACUCCGAAUACCCGGGCACCCGUGUUUGGCAUCGGCAUGACAAUAUGGUCAUUGAUCCGACAGCAGGAGGGAUUCGACAUGGAAUCCACUGAUUGGUCGGACCCGAACAAACUUGAAUUGAAACCCGAGUUGGACGCCACAGCACGAAAUUUCUACAGCAAAGAUCUCAUCAACCUCAUCGACCGCUGCGUAGAAUUCAACGACGAGGACCGACCGACAAUGGACGAGUUGCUGUGUGAAAUCGACAGCUUCACUGGUGGAGAUGGCCCAGUCGACCAUGCGAAGGGUCUUCGAUUUGCAGCGGCUGACGACCGAAUUUGGAAAGACUACAAACUCCCCCCGUCAUAUGACACCGGAAAGUUCGUAUUGGGCUUGCCCUUGAACUACAAUCCCUUUCCCAGGAGCAAGACAAGCUUUCCUGCUGCUCCGCCGCGCCGCAGCAACAAAGGCCCAAGGCUGAUGGACGAUCUCGGAGGGCCCGAGGGUACUGACUAUAUUCUGCCACCCUCGGAAAGGGUUCUUCGUUCGUCCGCUACGAACGCUGACUCCAAGGCAACCGAGAGUAGGCAAAAUUUGAAGGCGGAAAGCGAGGAGAAGAGCGAGGACGUUCCGGAGACGGCCGAUGCGGCGUGUGGUGCUCGCAAGUCGAAGAGUUCGAGCAAGGAACAGAGUAAGGCGGACUCGCCGUCGCCAAGCAAAAGACGGAAGACGUAG
This is a messenger RNA of Zymoseptoria tritici IPO323, 1845 nucleotides long. RefSeq lists its product as uncharacterized. Gene Ontology annotation, biological process: protein phosphorylation. NCBI's taxonomy places the organism in Eukaryota, Fungi, Ascomycota, Dothideomycetes, Mycosphaerellales, Mycosphaerellaceae. Gene Ontology annotation, molecular function: protein kinase activity; ATP binding. The transcript has 8 exons. The coding region runs from base 1 to 1845 and encodes 614 amino acids. The record is from RefSeq and is a predicted model, not a curated record.